CUUCCGCUAGAGCUCGUCGAGAGAUAAAAAUUUUUUAUCUCCUCCCUCGCCGACGAUCGUAGAGAAAAAUCGUGGGAGUUAAAAACCGAGAAGGUGUAUGUAUUGUAAAUUUUAUAGAACGCUUAUCGGCCGAUGGGUUCGGCGGUUCGUUUCCUCCCGAAGGGUAUUGAGGAAGGCACGUGGAGGCGUCUCGUACGUCGGAAAGUCACGCGUGACGCUUGGUCUCUACUUAUAGCGUGGCGUGGAUCGGGUCGCGUGACGGAAUCCGUGCCGUGGGCAUUACCGCAAUUGGAACUAGAUAUAUUGAAACAGAUGAAGAAUUUGAAAACGUUGAACGUCGAGAGAGAGCGGAUGGCGAGGGGAACGAAACGGAACGGAGGGCAUCAAGAAACGCGUAAGGAUCGUGGACCAAAUCGACGGACCGUACAGCUACCCAGCCACCGGACGAGAGACACGCCCCAAAAACGUCGACCGCGCGAUGAAGUUUAUCCCCAGGGUUGGGAUAACCUGGCGCAGGGGAUCUCGCCGCCUAUCCCCUAUGGAAGUUGGAACCCCGGGUGCUCCUGAUUCUCCAAGGAUAAGGAAAUAUAUUAACG
Athalia rosae (coleseed sawfly) is the source of this 596-nucleotide messenger RNA. RefSeq lists its product as uncharacterized. NCBI's taxonomy places the organism in Eukaryota, Metazoa, Arthropoda, Insecta, Hymenoptera, Athaliidae. The record is from RefSeq and is a predicted model, not a curated record. The transcript is spliced from 3 exons. Bases 133 to 567 code for a protein of 144 amino acids.